Molecule: messenger RNA, 4497 nt
Organism: Capra hircus (goat)
Lineage: Eukaryota; Metazoa; Chordata; Mammalia; Artiodactyla; Bovidae
Product: antigen WC1.1-like
Exons: 20
Coding region: 1-4299 (1432 amino acids)
Cellular component (GO): membrane
Source: RefSeq, a predicted model, not a curated record
AUGGCUCUGGGCAGACGCCUCUCCCUGCGGGGACUGUGUGUCCUCCUCCUCCGCACUGUGGUGGGUGGUCAAGUACUGGAGCUGAGACUGAAGGAUGGAGCCCACCGCUGUGAGGGGAGAGUGGAAGUGAAGCACCAAGGAGAAUGGGGCACAGUGGUUGAUGGCAGCUGGAGUUUGAAGGAUGCAUCGGUAGUGUGCAGACAGCUGGAGUGUGGAACUGCCGUUGGUAUUCCUAAACAGGCUUAUUUUGGACCAGGAGUUGGCCCCAUUUGGCUUUCGUAUACUUCAUGUGAAGGGGUGGAGUCAACUGUCAGUGACUGUAGGCAUUCUAAUAUUAAAGACUAUCGUAAUGAUAGGUAUAUCCACGACUGGGAUGCUGGAGUAGUCUGCUCAGGAUUUGUGCAUCUGGCUGGAGGGGACGGACCCUGCUCAGGGCGAGUAGAAGUGUAUUCUGGAGAAGACUGGAUCCCAGUGUCUGAUGGGAACUUCACACUCCCCACUGCCCAGGUCAUCUGUGCAGAGCUGGGGUGUGGCAAGGCUGUGUCUGUCCAGGGACAUGAGCUCUUCAGCACGUCCAGUGCCUGGGUCUGGGCUGAAGAGUUCAGGUGUGAGGGGGAGGAGCCUGAGCUCUGGGUCUGCCCCAGAGUGUCCUGUCCAGGGGGCAAUUGUCACCACAGUGGAGCUGCUGAGGUUGUCUGUUCAGCAUACUCAGAAGUCCGGCUCAUGACAAACGGCUCCUCUCAGUGUGAGGGGCAGGUGGAGAUGAACAUUUCUGGACGAUGGAGAGCACUCUGUGCCUCCCACUGGAGUCUGGCCAAUGCCAAUGUUGUCUGUCGUCAGCUCGGCUGUGGAGUCACCAUCUCCAUCCCCGGAGGACCACACUCGGUGGAAGGAGGUGGUCAGAUUUUAACUGCCCGAUUUCACUGCUCUGGGGCAGAGUCCUUCCUGUGGAGUUGUCCUGUGACUGCCCUGGGUGGGCCUGACUGUUCCCAUGGCAACACAGCCUCUGUGAUCUGCUCAGGAAACCAGACCCAGGUGCUGCCCCAGUGCAACGACUCUAUGGCAGAACCAGCAGGCUCUGCGGCCUCAGUGGAGAGCACCCCUUACUGUUCAGACAGCAGACAGCUCCGCCUGGUGGACGGGGGCGGUCCCUGCGCCGGGAGAGUGGAGAUCCUUGACCAGGGCUCCUGGGGCACCAUCUGUGAUGACGGCUGGGACCUGGAAGAUGCCCGCGUGGUGUGCAGGCAGCUGGGCUGUGGAGAAGCCCUCAAUGCCACGGGGUCUGCUCACUUCGGGACAGGAUCAGGGCCCAUCUGGCUGGACUACCUGAACUGCACUGGAAACGAGUCCCACGUGUGGAGGUGCCCUUCCCGGGGCUGGGGGCGGCACGACUGCAGACACAAGCAGGACGCGGGGGUCAUCUGCUCAGAGUUCCUGGCCCUCAGGAUGGUGAGCGAGGACCAGCAGUGUGCUGGGUGGCUGGAAGUUUUCUACAAUGGGACCUGGGGCAGUGUCUGCCGCAGCCCCAUGGAAGACAUCACUGUGUCCGUGAUCUGCAGACAGCUUGGCUGUGGGGACAGUGGAACCCUCAGCUCCUCUGUUGGUCUCAGGGAAGGUUCUAGACCCCGGUGGGUGGAUGGAAUCCGCUGUCGGAAAACAGACACCUCUCUCUGGCAGUGUCCUUCUGACCCUUGGAAUUACACUUCAUGCUCUCCCAAGGAGGAAGUCUAUAUCUCGUGUGAAGGUAGCAGACAACUCCGCCUGGUGGACGGAGGUGAUCCCUGCGCCGGCAGAGUGGAGAUCCUUGACCAGGGCUCCUGGGGCACCAUCUGUGAUGACCGCUGGGACCUGGAUGAUGCCCACGUGGUGUGCAGACAACUGGGCUGUGGAAAAGCCCUCCAAGCCACUGUCUCUUCUUCCUUUGGGGCGGGAUCAGGGCCCAUUUGGCUGGGCAACGUGAAGUGCACAGGAAAGGAGUCCUACGUGUGGAGGUGCCCUUCCUGGGGCUGGGGGAAGCACUACUGUGAUCACAGCGAGGAUGCAGGAGUCAUCUGCUCAGGAUUUGUGCAUCUGGCUGGAGGGGCUGGACCCUGCUCAGGGCGAGUAGAAGUGCAUUCUGGAGAAGCCUGGACCCCAGUGUCUGAUGGAAACUUCACACUCCCCACUGCCCAAGUCAUCUGUGCAGAGCUGGGGUGUGGCAAGGCUGUGUCUGUCCUGGGACAAGUAUCCUUCAGCGAGUCCGAUGGCCAGGUCUGGGCUGAAGAGUUCAGGUGUGAGGGGGAGGAGCCUGAGCUGCGGGUCUGCCCCAGAGUGCCCUGUCCAGGGGGCACUUGUCACCACAGUCAGGCUGUUCAGGUUGUCUGUUCAGUGUACACAGAUGUCCGGCUCGUGACAAACGGCUCCUCUCAGUGUGAGGGGCAGGUGGAGAUCAACAUUUCUGGACGAUGGAGAGCGCUCUGUGCCUCCCACUGGAGUCUGGCCAAUGCCAAUGUUGUCUGUCGUCAGCUUGGCUGUGGAGUCGCCAUCUCUACCCCAAACGGAGCAGAAGGAAGUGAUCAACUCUGGAAAGCCCGAUUUCACUGCUCAGGGACUGAGUCCUUCCUGUGGAAAUGCCCUGUGACUGCUCUGGGUGUUCCUGACUGUUCCCAUGGCAACAUGGCAUCUGUGAUCUGCUCAGGAAACCAGACCCAGGUACUGCCCCAGUGCGACCACUUUGUGUCUGAACGAGCAGGAUCUGCGGCCUCAGAGGAGAGCGCCCCCUACUGCUCAGACAGCAGGCAGCUCCGCCUGGUGGACGGGGGCGGUCCCUGCGCCGGGAGAGUGGAGAUCCUUGACCAGGGCUCCUGGGGCACCAUCUGUGAUGACGGCUGGGACCUGGACGAUGCCCGCGUGGUGUGCAGGCAGCUGGGCUGUGGAGAAGCCCUCAAUGCCACGGGGUCUGCUCACUUCGGGACAGGAUCAGGGCCCAUCUGGCUGGACGACCUGAACUGCACUGGAAACGAGUCCCAUGUGUGGAGAUGCCCUUCCCUGGGCUGGGGGCGGCACGACUGCAGACACAAGGAGGAUGCUGGGGUCAUCUGCUCAGAGUUCCUGGCCCUCAGGAUGGUGAGCGAGGACCAGCAGUGUGCUGGGUGGCUGGAAGUUUUCUACAACGGGACCUGGGGGAGUGUCUGCCACAGCCCCAUGGAUGAUGUCACCGUGUCCAUCAUCUGCAGUCAGCUUGGCUGUGGGGACAGUGGAAGUGUCAACACCUCUGUUGGUCUCAGGGAAGGUUCUAGACCCCGGUGGGUAGAUUUAAUUCAGUGUCGGAAAACUGAUACCUCUCUCUGGCAGUGUCCUUCUGGCCCGUGGAAAUUCAGUUCAUGCUCUCCAAAGGAGGAAGCCUACAUCUCCUGUGCAGGAAAACCCAAGAGCUGUCCAACUGCUGCCCCCUGCACAGACAGAGAGAAGCUCCGGCUCAGGGGAGGAGACAGCGAGUGCUCAGGGCGGGUGGAGGUCUGGCACAGCGGCUCCUGGGGCACCGUGUGCGAUGACUCCUGGAGCCUGGCAGAGGCCGAGGUGGUGUGUCAGCAGCUGGGCUGUGGCCAGGCCCUGGAAGCUGUGCGGGCCGCGACAUUCGGCCCUGGAAAUGGGAGCAUCUGGCUGGACGAGGUGCGGUGCAGGGGCCGGGAGUCCUCCCUGUGGGACUGUGCUGCGGAGCCCUGGGGGCAGAGCGACUGCAAGCACGAGGAGGACGCUGGUGUGAGGUGCUCUGGUGUAAGGACAACAUUGCCCACGACUACAGCAGGGACCAGAACAACCUCAAAUUCUCUCCCUGGUAUCUUCUCCCUGCCUGGGGUCCUCUGCCUUAUCCUGGGGUCCCUUCUCUUCCUAGUCCUCAUCAUCCUGGUGACUCAGCUGCUCAGAUGGAGAGCAGAGCGCAGAGCCUUAUCUAGCUAUGAAGAUGCUCUUGCUGAAGCUGUGUAUGAGGAGCUCGAUUACCUUCUGACACAGAAGGAAGGUCUAGGCAGCCCAGAUCAGAGGACUGAUGUCCCUGCUGAAAAUUAUGAUGAUGCUGAAGAAGUAUCAGUGCCAGGAACUCCCCCUGCCUCUCAGGGGAGCGAGGAAGAAGUGCCCCCCGAGAAGGACAAUGGGGUGAGGUCCUCUCAGACAGGCUCUUGUCUGAACUUCUCCAGAGAGGCUGCUGAUCCUGGGGAAGGAGAAGAGAGCCUCUGGCUGCUCCAGGGGAAGAAAGGGGACACUGGGUACGAUGAUGUUGAACUCAGUGCCCUGGGAACACCCCCAGUGACUUUCUCGUGAUGCUGUAUCAAAUAUGAGAUAAAGCCUCAGAUAUUCUAAUUGCCUGUAUUUCAAUAGAGUAGUGCUGACCUGUAAUUGUGUCAUAUGAAAAUUGCUCAAAAUGAAAUAUUCUGAAUAAAUUAACUUUUUGCUGUGUUGUUAAUUUAGCAAGUUCCAUGUCAAAUGCUUUUAGAGGAUUGGCCCUCAAAUGCCAUCUUC